This is a messenger RNA of Brassica oleracea var. oleracea, 888 nucleotides long. Its product is annotated as dof zinc finger protein DOF1.5-like. Gene Ontology annotation, molecular function: DNA binding; DNA-binding transcription factor activity. Lineage: Eukaryota; Viridiplantae; Streptophyta; Magnoliopsida; Brassicales; Brassicaceae. Gene Ontology annotation, biological process: regulation of DNA-templated transcription. The record is from RefSeq and is a predicted model, not a curated record. The transcript has a single exon. The coding region runs from base 96 to 620 and encodes 174 amino acids.
UUCAUCCUAUAAAACUAUAAACGUCUCUUCUCUCUUCCAUCACUGCAAGAAACUUAAUCACAACUCAUCCUUUUCACUCUCUCUUCUCAUUUUCAAUGGCGACCCAAGAUUCACAAGGGAUCAAACUCUUCGGCAAAACCAUUACAUUCAACGCCAGUAAUAUCACAACAACGACGAUUAAAAGAGAAGUGCACCAACAACAGCCAGAGGUACAAGCAACAACAGACGUCAGAUCAUCAUCAACGGAUCUAACGGUGGAGAAGCGUCCAGACAAGAUCAUAGCAUGUCCGAGAUGCAAGAGCAUGGAGACUAAGUUCUGUUACUUUAAUAAUUAUAACGUUAAACAACCAAGACACUUCUGCAGAGGUUGUCAGCGUUACUGGACCGCUGGUGGAGCUCUCCGGAAUGUUCCCGUCGGUGCCGGUCGCCGGAAAGCCAAACCUCCGGGGCGUGUCGGUGGAUUCGCCGAGUUUCUUGGGGCUGCGACUGGAGCGGUCGAUCAGGUCGAGCUUGACGCUUUGCUGGUGGAAGAGUGGCGAGCAGCUGCGUCACACGGUGGUUUCCGGCAUGACUUUCCGGUGAAGAGACUCCGUUGCUACACCGAUGGUCAAUCUUGUUAAAUAUUCUAAUUUAAAAUUUUAUUUUUCAUAUUAUUUGUUUUGGUUUGGGUUUGGUUUAAUCCUUUAGAAAGAACAUGGUUAAAUUUGCUUACUGGAUACGUACAGGCUAGCAUCAAAAAUGAACUAGUUGGUUAAUUAGGAGAGUUUAAUACUUGCUUGUCUACUAAACAGCUGUCGCUUUUUCAUCAAUCUCUCUUUAUUGAAUCGUCAGUUGUAAAUUGAAGCUCGUGGGAUUUUUCUUCUAUAAAGAAUUCGGAGUCGUUGACCA